Molecule: messenger RNA, 4734 nt
Organism: Trichomycterus rosablanca
Lineage: Eukaryota; Metazoa; Chordata; Actinopteri; Siluriformes; Trichomycteridae
Gene: wdr19
Product: WD repeat domain 19
Exons: 36
Coding region: 49-4083 (1344 amino acids)
Biological process (GO): cilium assembly; intraciliary retrograde transport
Cellular component (GO): cilium; intraciliary transport particle A
Molecular function (GO): protein binding
Source: RefSeq, a predicted model, not a curated record
ACGCUUUAUGGUGGAAGAGAGAAACUUGUUUGUUGCCUCCCGAUAAAAAUGAAGCGUGUAUUUACUCUGUCUGACAAAAGCUGGAGUGGCUCCUGUUUGCAGUACAAGUGGCAGAAAUCGUUAGGAAAUUACCUGGCUGUUGCUGGACCGGACAACUCCGUCAAGAUCUUCGACCGCCAUGGACAGAAAAUGAACGAGCUCAGUCUUCCAGGGAGGUGUUUAUCUCUGGAUUGGGAUAAAGAUGGCGAUACCUUGGCUGUCAUUGCAGAAAAAUCCAGCGCCAUUCAUCUGUGGGAUGCCAACGUCAAUAGGACGUCACAGCUGGACAGUGGCAUGAGAGAUCAGCUUUCUUUUCUGCUCUGGUCCAAAACAAGUCCGUUGUUGGCGGUUGGUACAUUUAAAGGAAAUCUGCUCAUCUACAACCAGCAAACCUCACGCAAGAUUCCUGUACUGGGUAAACACACUAAGAAGAUCACAUGUGGCUGCUGGAGUUCUCAGAACCUGUUAGCACUGGGUAGUGAGGAUCGCAACAUUACAGUCAGCAACCAUGAAGGAGACACCAUCCGCCAGACCUCGGUCAGGGCGGAUCCCGCCGACGUUCAGUUCUCAGUGAUGAAGACUGACGAGAGGUCAUCACCAGGAGAGAGCACGGUGAGCGUAGCAGUGGGGAAGAAGACCCUAUUCCUGUUUAACCUGAACGAUCCAGACAACCCCAUCGAGCUGGCUUUUCAACAGCGCUACGGGAACAUCGUCACCUACCGCUGGUAUGGCGAUGGCUAUAUCAUGAUUGGAUUCUCGCACGGUUAUUUUGUGGUGAUCUCCACGCACAUCCGUGAGAUCGGACAGGAACUGUUUCAGGCUCACAAUCACAAAGACAGUCUGAGCAGCAUCGCUAUCUCGCAGUCUCUCAACAAAGCAGCUUCCUGUGGAGAUAACUGUGUGAAGAUCCAUGACCUGACUGACCUAAAGGAGAUGGAUGCCAUCGUCACACUAGAUGAGGAGACCAAAGGGCUUGAUCAGAUCUGUUGGACGGAUGAUGGUCAGUUGUUAGCCAUCUCCUCUCAGCAGGGCAGACUGCACGUGUAUCUGACCAAACUGCCCAUCCUGGGAAACAGCUGUGGUACCCGCAUCGCUUACCUCACUUCCUUGUUAGAGGUUACAGUCGCCAACCAGGUGGAGGGGGAAGCUGCUAUUACCGUGGCAGUCGAUGUGGAGCCUAACUUCAUCGCUGUAGGGCCGUACCACCUGGCUGUUGGGAUGAACAACCGGGCCUGGUUUUAUGCUCUGGGAGCCAGUGGUGUGGAGCGCCUUAAAGACACUGAGUAUCUGGGCACGGUGGCUAGUAUGUGUCUAACCUGUGACUACGCAGCCGCUCUGUUUGAAGGAAAAAUCCAGCUGCAUAUGAUUGAGGGUGAAGAUCAGGACGUUCAAGAAGACAGACAAACAAAGCUCUUUCCAGAUGCAGACCAGAAGUAUCGCAUCCUCAGCCACGCCCUCACCACAGACUUCCUCUUUUAUGGAACAGACACUGGUCUCAUCCAGUGUUUCUACAUCGAGGACUGGCAAAGCGUUAAUGAGUAUCGGCACCCUGUGGGGGUGCGCAAAGUCUUCCCCGACCCCAACGGAACCAGGCUCGUCUUCAUCGAUGACAAGAGCGAUGGAUUCCUGUACUGUCCGGUGGAUGCCUCGCUGUAUGAGAUUUCCAACUUCUCCCCAACGAUCACCAGUGUACUGUGGGAAAACUGGGCGAACGAUAAAGCCGUUUUUGUGACGUUCGACGAGGACAGAGUGUACACCUACGCCUUCCAUAAGGACACCGUACAAGGUUCUAAUGUAGUCCUGGUGGGCUCCACCAAGCUACCGUUUAACCAUAAGCCCUUGCUACUCUAUAACGGCGAGCUGACAUGCCAGACACAGAGCGGUAAAACUAACAGCGUUUUACUGGACACGCACUCUUUCCUCAACACCACACCCUCCAACUCCAAGGAGGAACUUCAGACUCAGCUGCAGCAAGCCAUCAAGCUCAAGAGGUUUUCUGAGGCGUGGUCAGUGUGUUCAGCUCUGAGCCAAACUGAAGCCUGGAAGGAGCUGGGUCGGGCGUGUCUCCAACACAUGGAGGUGGAGUUAGCUAUCAGAGUGUACCGCAGCGUAGGCGACGUGGGCAUGGUGCUGUCACUUGAGGACAUCAAGGGAAUUGAGGAUCAGAAUCUGUUGGCAGGUCACCUGGCCAUGUUCUGCAAUGACUAUGACCAAGCUCAGGACCUGUACCUGGCCUCCUCGUAUCCCAUGGCAGCACUGGAGAUGAGGAGGGAUCUGCAGCAUUGGGACAGCGCUUUGCAGCUGGCUAAGAGGCUGAACCCUGAUGAAAUCCCUUUUAUAUCUAAGGAAUACGCCAUACAGUUAGAGUUUGUUGGAGAUUACACUAACGCCCUGGCUCACUAUGAGAAAGGAAAAACAGGAGACAUUAAGUUUCAGGAGCAUGACGAGAGCUGUUUGGCUGGAGUGGCUCGAAUGUCCAUCAGAAUGGGCGACAUUCGCAGAGGAGCCAACCUGGCCAUCAAACACCCGAGCAGAAUCCUGAAGAAGGAAUGUGGAGCCAUCCUGGAGAGCAUGAAGCAAUACUCAGAAGCUGCACAGCUGUAUGAGAAUGGCCAGUACUAUGACAAAGCUGCUUCUGUCUACAUUCGCUGCAAGAACUGGGCAAAGGUUGGAGAGCUGUUGCCCCAUGUCACUUCCCCCAAGAUUCACCUGCAGUAUGCCAAAGCCAAAGAGGCUGAUGGGAAAUUCAAGGACGCCGCAAUGGCCUACGAGAACGCCCGGGAUUGGGAUAAUUUGAUCCGGAUCUUGUUGGAUCAUCUGAACAAUCCAGAGGAAGCAGUCCGGAUUGUCCGGGAAACCCAGUCCAUCGAUGGGGCCAAGAUGGUGGCCAGGUUUUUCCUGCGCCUGAAUGAUUACGGUUCGGCUAUCCAGUUCCUGGUGAUAUCAGGCUGCAGUGAUGAGGCCUUCCAGCUCGGCCAGCAACACGGUCAGAUGGAGGUCUAUGCUGACAUCAUUGGCCCAGAUGCCAGUAUGGAGGACUACCAGAGCAUAGCACUUUAUUUUGAUGGGGAGAAGAAACACUUGCAGGCUGGCAAGUUCUUCAGAAAGUGUGGCCAGUACAGCAGGGCACUAAAACACUUUCUGAAGUGUCCCAACACUGAUGAUAAUUUGGCUAUAGAAAUGGCCAUUGAAACGGUAGGAGAAGCCAAAGAUGAAGCUUUGACCAAUCAGCUAAUUGAUUACCUCAUGGGGGAAAGUGACGGCAUGCCAAAGGAUGCGAAGUAUCUGUUCCGCUUGUACAUGGCACUCAAACAAUACAGAGAGAGCGCCAGAACGGCCAUCAUCAUCGCCAGAGAGGAGCAGUUAGCAGGUAACUACAGGAAUGCACAUGAUGUAUUGUUCAGCAUGUACAUGGAGCUCCAGACGCAGAAAAUUAAAAUCCCAGCAGAGAUGGCAACCAACUUAAUGAUUUUACACAGCUACAUCCUAGUGAAGAUACACGUGAAGAGAGGAGAUCACCUUAAAGGAGCCCGCAUGCUGAUCCGAGUCUCUAACAACAUCAGCAAAUUUCCCUCACAUGUUGUUCCCAUCCUGACCUCAGCAGUCAUUGAAUGCCAUCGUGCAGGAUUAAAGAAUUCAUCCUUCAGCUUUGCAGCCAUGCUAAUGAGACCUGAGUACCGCAGCAAGAUUGAUCUUAAAUACAAGAAGAAGAUUGAAGCCAUGGUCCGUCGUCCGGACACCUCUGAGGUAGAGGAGGAGAGCACUCCGUGCCCGUACUGCCGCUUCAGCCUGCCUGACUGUGAGCUGCUCUGCCCAGGCUGCAAGAACAACCUGCCAUACUGCAUAGCUACGGGGCGACAUAUGGUAAAGGAGGACUGGUGCGAGUGUCCACACUGCAACUUUCCUGCUCUGUACUCUCAGUUCACACAGUUGUUGGAGACCGAGUCUGCGUGCCCUAUGUGCUCCGAGAGUGUGAGUGCCAGUCAACUGAAGAUCAUCUCGGACUGCUCCAAAUACCUUCAGCAGGACCAGCUUGAGUCCUGACACACACACACACACACACACACACACACACACACACACACAUGAUAAAAAGAGGAUAAAGAGGUAUUUGCCAAUUGUCCUGCUCAAUUCAACAGCACUGAGUCUUCUCCUGUAAUGCUUAAUGAGAUUAAAGGCUCCAGAAUGAGAAAUCUGAGAGCUUGUCUCAGUACACAAUUUAUUCAGACCCUCCAGGCUCCUGUGGACUCUCUCUAGCUCUGAAUCUGACUGUAAAACCACAAAAAUUCCACUAGCAUUCAGCAAGCACUGGUGUGUGUGGUUAGAUCUAAGAAAGCAUUUUUUCUUUUGAAACACCUUCCAAAAAUCUGUUGGCAUAGAGGUCCUUCAUUCAGGAAUUUUUUGCCACUCUAACCAUCCUCCCCUCUAUUUCAGACUAAGUUGAUUACCUCAACUAACAGUAGAUGUUUCACUGUCUUAUAUAACCGCAUACACUCCAAGCAAUUGAGGAUUAAGGGCCUUGCUCAAGGGCCCCCAACAGUGGCAACCUCAAUGAUGGGGUUUGACCAGGGCACCUUCAGAUUAACAGUCCGGUACUAUAAACGCUAAUCAUCAGAUUUAUGAAUGUCAAAUGAAUUUAUGAAUGCGUGACUGAUUAGGAGUGAAAACACUCAGUAAAACAAUAAUGGGCUCAUG